CCACCACCUCCUCGAGCACACCCAUAACCAUAUAAUGAUGCCACCAUCACAAGACUUCCUCCGCCAGCUCGACGCGCCCACCACCCCCUUCUCCUCCGCACCUCUCUCCUCCUCAAAAGGCAAGAUCCUCUACACGGACCCCUCCGGCCGUUUCCGCUUCUACUUUGCAGGCCUCAAAGGCUCAGGCAGCGCCUCCUUCCUCCAUUACGCGAUCGACGACCUCGAGCCCUCCGGCCCAGGGACGACGGGGCGGCCGAUGACCUAUUCUGUCUACGUGCGGUUGAAGAGCGAUCAGAGGCCAGACGACGAGCGCGUCAAGUUCGCCGUCGUGCGGGCAUUCAAAAACCUCGGAAACCUCUUCACGGUGGAUAUCGAUGUAUGAGCGGGGGCGAGCGAGCGAGGAAGAGAAGAAGAUACAGGCCGGGUGGGCGGCACGCGCACGCUCGCUCGCCACCACCCCGUGCCCCAUCUUGCCGACCAGAACCCAGAACCAGAACCAGAACCCAGAACCAGACGCAAUACUAUUGCCCCCUUUCCCAUCCAUCACAUCACAUCCCACCCCCUUUCCCCUACGGGUCUGAACCCCCCCCCGUCAGCGCUCGGCAGUGCCCGCGCCCUCCCCUACGCCCUGGAGGCUCGGGCACAAGCGUUAAUGGCUCAUCUAUCAUGCAUGGGCCGACCGAUACCCCCGCUUGCCGGCAACCUACCCCCCACCCCACCCCCCAAACCUUCAUCUUGUCGUUUGGACAGGCAGGCCACUCUAUUGCUAUCCUUGUGUCUCAUUCUCUGCACUCCUACUCGUUCCUCGGCCAUAUAAAUUAAAGUAUUGUACACUCUGCUAUUAUUCGCACGUACACGUAUCUGCUGCCACUUCUACUUUCUGAGUAUUUCACGCCUGUGUCUAUACAACACCAAAGCGACCGGAUCUCUGAAUAAAAUAGGUUUCGUUCCUUCCCGUGCAUUCUUCCCAGACCAAUACAGGAAUAAACACUCGUUCUGCCCUGCAUCCAAUCGGCAUGAAACAGUCCCCUACACCGCUCUUCUAUCCCUCUUUUGAACAACAAAUCUCAUGCGUUCCUCGCAAUAUUCUCCCAUUCUCGAUUCUUGUGUUCUCGACUACCGUCUCCCGCUCCUUCCUCCCGGCCACCC
Molecule: messenger RNA, 1149 nt
Organism: Dacryopinax primogenitus
Lineage: Eukaryota; Fungi; Basidiomycota; Dacrymycetes; Dacrymycetales; Dacrymycetaceae
Exons: 2
Coding region: 379-822 (147 amino acids)
Source: RefSeq, a predicted model, not a curated record